This is a messenger RNA of Perkinsus marinus ATCC 50983, 249 nucleotides long. RefSeq lists its product as hypothetical. NCBI's taxonomy places the organism in Eukaryota, Perkinsozoa, Perkinsida, Perkinsidae. The record is from RefSeq and is a predicted model, not a curated record. The annotation marks the transcript as partial. The transcript has a single exon.
AUGACCCAGCCAGAGGUGAGCCCUCUUGGCCCCACGGCCGAUGACGUCACCGGUCUAAUCGUCCUGCGUGGUCUUCAGGACCAAUCCAGAACAUGCGCACUCGAGCGGUUAGAGUUCUCGACUUGCCGAGUACUCGAGCAACUACCCGUGGAUAGAAAGUUGCACGAGGGAGUGCCUAACCAGCCGAGGCCUGUGCCCAACGCCAUCUAUGCCGCGGUGCCCUUCCAGCCUUUGUCGAAGCCUCAGACU